Dimorphilus gyrociliatus is the source of this 1674-nucleotide messenger RNA. The record is from the annotation of a GenBank genome assembly. NCBI's taxonomy places the organism in Eukaryota, Metazoa, Annelida, Polychaeta, Dinophilidae.
GAGGCGUUGGUGAAGGGUGAAAAUUAUUGUUGGAAGCUACAAUUGAUGGACUAUAGUAAAAUAAUCAUGGUCUAUUUGUAAGGAUGAGCCUAAAGAAAUAGAAUUAAAAAAAUUUGAGAAAUUAUUUUCUAGAGGCGAGUUUUAAAAGCAGAAACGUCUAAAAUGACAAACUCGACUCCAAUGAACUGCACUGAAUUACGUCCCUCUGCAAAAUCGGAUUUAACAGGGGACGAUGUAUUGAAUAUAGUAUUUUACACUCUCAUCUUCUCUGUGGGAAGUGUUGGAAAUGCUCUCGUUCUGUAUGUUAUACUCCGCUACUCCAAAAUGAAGACGGUGACAAACAUUUAUAUCUUCAACUUGAGUGUAGCUGAUCUGAUAUUUCUUUGUGGAAUGCCUUUUAUUAUUUGCAUGUUCGUUAAAAACCAAUGGAUAUUCGGGGAUAUUGUUUGCUAUUUAUAUUACUUCUCUCAGUGCGUGAACCAAUUUACUGGAGCAUUCACAUUACUGGUAAUGGCUGGCGACAGAUUCUUGGCCGUCUGCUAUCCAAUAAAGUCAAUGGGUUGGAGAACCUUAAGUCGAGCUUAUUUAGCCUUGACCAUAAUUUGGAUAGGUUCGAUCGGAGCUCUUGCUCCCAUAAUUAUUUAUGUCAAGGUCAAUAGGAAAGUGUCGAACUGCACCUAUAAAACCAGUUGUGGAGUAGAUGCUCCAAUAUUUGGUUCAAUUCCUGGUGUUACAGCUUAUAUGCUUUAUUCAGUGGUCCUCGGGUACAUUAUACCAGUUAUCGGUAUUAUAUGCCUUUAUUGCCUACUUGUUGGUAAACUCCGACGAGCAACGCAAAGAUCAGAGAGGAAGAAAAAAUCUCAUAAGAAAGUAACAAAAUUAGUAACGAUAAUUAUUGCUGUCUUCAUUAUCUGUUGGCUGCCUUACUGGUCAUUUCAGCUUUACUUUUCCUUCGCUCAUGCACUUAAACAAAAGCCAACUAGGUCAGCUAUUGUAGCCUUUAAGGUUUCGAACGUACUAGCCUACGCCAAUUCGAUGAUUAAUCCCGUUUUAUAUGGCUUUACAAACGAUCAAUUCAAGGAGUCUUUCAUCUCCGCUUUUCAUUGCGUAUCGGACAGGAUGUUUUCUGCGCGGAGACAAUCCAAUGCUGAUCCAACAAUGGAAUUUCGUCGUUUAGAUAAGGCUCCUAUUGUAGCUUCGCCUACAACUGAAGCUGAUCUGUGAAGCACUGGAAAUCAACAUCGCUAUUAAUUUCUUCUCUGAACCUUUUUUUUUAAACAAACAAAAGAAACAAAAAAAAAACAAAGAAUUCUUUUUCCCUUCUAUCUUUUCAUCAUUGAACGUAUUUUUAUCAGCUUCACCGGGAGUCCCCUCAUUAAAGUCUAAUUAGGGUCUUCCUCUCCGUCCUGCAUACUCCUUUGUUCCGAUGAUCAAAAAGAGGUAUGAAGAAGAUAUGAGAAUGAUAACAGGUGAAACACGGAGAUAAAUUUCUAAGACUUUUAAACAAAUCCAGUAGUUUAUUUGACCUUAAAUGUUUUCAAUAUAGAUGCUAUCGUAAUUGUAAAUAACUUUAAAAUGCUGUACAAGUAAUCUGUUAAUAUAAAACGACACGAAGUACUAUUGCAGUAUUACAUGUAUAUAUAUAUAUAUAUAUAUAUAUAUAUAUAUGUAUAU